AUGUCGAAGGAAGCAGAUGAAAUUAGAUACUCAUGUGAAGAGCUCAGAGUAAUUUAUAGAAAUUUGGUGAAAGACAAUGCAGACAGAAGAAGUAAUUUUAAGGUACUAGAAUAUAAAUUGGAAAAAUUAAAUAGGCUUAAAUUAGAAUUUACUGAGAAUAGGGAAAAAUUCAAUAGUGAGCUGUGUGAACCAAAAUUAGUAGAUAGGAUAAAAUCGUAUGUAGUUGAUAUAGAAAAAUAUUUUGAUGCUAGUUACGGUAUUGUAACUCAAAGGUUGAAUAAAUUGAAAUUAAAUCCCGUAGAGCCUGAAGUAGAUUUUGAACACGAUUCGACAGACAAAGAAUUAAAAAUGUCUGAAAAAUUCGAUUUAAAAACUGCUGCAGGUUUAAUUCCAGUCAUGAAUGGAUCUGAAGCAGUAACUAAUCAACUGAUAGUUGCAAUUGGCUUAUAUGAUUCUUUAUUAGAUAUUGAGGGCAUAUCGUUAGAUCUGCCCCAGUCAAUACCAUCCAGCAGUGAAGAAAAUGUUGAAGACAGAAGAACACCUCCUCAAAGUCCAUCCACACCGUCCAGCAAUGGAGCAGAUGUUCAGGAUGAAAGUACUCCUCCUCGAGGUCAACCUCCACCAGAUGCUGCACCAAAGCUAAGGAUAAAACUUGGUCCAAACCCUUCGUGUACCCUUCUGGAUCAAUGA
Ceutorhynchus assimilis (cabbage seed weevil) is the source of this 690-nucleotide messenger RNA. NCBI's taxonomy places the organism in Eukaryota, Metazoa, Arthropoda, Insecta, Coleoptera, Curculionidae. The record is from the annotation of a GenBank genome assembly.